Molecule: messenger RNA, 1174 nt
Organism: Nicotiana attenuata
Lineage: Eukaryota; Viridiplantae; Streptophyta; Magnoliopsida; Solanales; Solanaceae
Exons: 3
Coding region: 303-971 (222 amino acids)
Cellular component (GO): plastid
Source: RefSeq, a predicted model, not a curated record
CUAGCGGACUGGUCCAGUUAAAACAACUCAAAUUGCGAUUCUCUCCAGCCUCAAACUAUGCUCGAGCUUCUUUUUCCAUAGCUGCCAGCUCUCCUCAAGCUUUCUAUCUGCAGCUUAACCAUUUUUGUCAGGCAGAUAUCGCUUCGUAAUUCAAGUACCAAAGGUUGGAAGGAAGCAAUACUUGACAUUUGCAUGGGAUGGACAGAAUCAGAUAUGUUGAAACAGAGAGCAACUGAAACAAUAUAAGAGACAAGUUUCUUCUCUUCAGGACCCAACGUGGAGUACAAUAAAAAAAUUCCUCUAUGAAAGCACCAGAACGACUGCCCUCAGAGGUGCCAUCAGCCGACCUCGAGGAAUACUCAGCAUCAAAGACUCUGAUUCCGUUUGACCAACCAGUCCCUCUACUUCGAGGUCCCAUCAGGCCUGGUUCACAAGAAGAAACAGCUGGCAGAUUCAUCCUUGCAUUUAAAGACCCUUUCUCCUGGGUCUCUGCAUACAAGGCUUGUGAAUCUCAAGUCACUCAACAAUGUGAAUCCGGAGCCAGGAUUGGUUGCUCAAUUGCAGCCUCAGACAAAUGUAAAACCCCUUGGUGGAAAUCGAUCACUGGUAGUGCUUCCAAUCAAGACUUUGCAGAGAGAGCAAGAUGCGAAGAACGCGAAAUGGAGGCUUGCCUAGAAGCAGCAAAGGGGAAAUGCCAUGAAUUUGCAAAACAGAAGUGCUUCCCAGCAUUUCGUGAUGCAAGGAUUGCAGUGAAAGGUUUGAGUCCCAAGGCGAACAAAAAAGAGGUAUCCAGGCUAAUUUCUUGGGUGAACUUAGGGGAGAAGUGUCAGAUAGCUGAUCUUUGGAGGUUAGAGAGGCCUUGGCUUGAGUUGAAGGCUCAACUUGAAGUGACUUAUUGCAAGGGGAGUGAUAUAUUAGGUUCAGAUGGCACAGAAAUUAGUGAAUAUUUGAGAACUAAUUUUCAAAAGUAGUACAUUGAGUAGUUUGAUUAGUAACUGAAGUUUUAUGAGAUGGGUAUGUUCUUGAUACCAUACUUUAGAAAUCUUUUCUAUUGCUUCUUGUUCUUCUAAUGUGCUGCAGUCUUAAGGAUAUACUGCUCACCAAUGUAGUGAAUUUGUGCCUUUGACCAAGUAACAUGCGUGGCUUGUUAACUCCAUGGCUCAGAUUUACAACA